Striga asiatica is the source of this 1431-nucleotide messenger RNA. Lineage: Eukaryota; Viridiplantae; Streptophyta; Magnoliopsida; Lamiales; Orobanchaceae. The record is from the annotation of a GenBank genome assembly.
AUGAUUGCCAUUAGUGAAAGUGGACUCCCCUUUGAUCCAGAUCACACCACUGCCCUUUUCAAUCACCACCACCACAACAAGCUCAGAAUCAACCCAAAACCGCCGCCGCCUCCCAUGGCCAAGCCGGUCAACUCACCGCCCACCACCAUACAGUUCCCGGCGACCCUCGCCUACGAUCGCGACGAUCGGAACCCCCAAGGGAAACGCAAGGUGAUCGCCGAAAUGGAUUUCUUCUCCGACAGGAAACAGUCUGCCGCCGCCGCCGACGCCGACGCUGAAGAGGCCAGCAGGACGGCGCCUUUCGCCGGCCGAGAUCCCCCAGCCUUGGAUUGUAAAGUGAACACUGGCUUGCACCUUUUGACUGCCAACACAGGCAGCGACGAGUCGAUCGUCGACGAUGAAAUUUCUUCCAACUCAGAAGACAAAAGGUCCAAAUAUGAGAUGGCCGUAGUCCAGGCGGAGAUGGAGAGGCUGAGCUCGGAAAAUCGCCGCCUGAGGGAAAUGCUAAAUCAGACGACAAACAGCUACAACAGCCUACAUACGCAUCUACUCACGCUUACGUGGCAACAAAAACCCGAGCAAAAGCACAACGAAAUUGCUGAGGAGCACAAGAAAAACGGCCGCGAAAGCAACGGGCUCCGCCAGUUCAUGGAUCUCGGUUUUGCUGCGGCCAAUGAGGAUGCCGUGCGGUCUCCGUUUGACGGUCAGACGAGCAAGCAAUCUCCCGAGUCGCAUGAGAAGGAAGUCGAUGAAAGAGAUGAGCCGGAAAGUAGUAGGACCGCCGCAGGGCAAGCCCACUACCGUGGAAGUGCCGACCAAGCCACCGAGGCCACCAUGAGGAAGGCUCGGGUUUCGGUUCGCGCUAGGUCCGAGGCCUCCAUGAUCACGGACGGCUGCCAAUGGCGAAAGUACGGACAAAAGAUUGCAAAGGGAAACCCAUGGCCCCGCGCGUACUACCGUUGCACCAUGGCUGCCGGUUGCCCGGUCCGAAAGCAAGUCCAGAGAUGCGCAGACGACACGACCAUCCUCAUCACGACGUACGAGGGCAACCACAACCACCCGUUGCCGCCGGCCGCCAUGUCCAUGGCCUCGACCACCUCGUCGGCCGCCCGAAUGCUUCUCUCGGGCUCGAUGCCGAGCGCCGACGGGCUCAUGGGCUCCAAUUUCCUCGGGCGGGCCCUCCUCCCUUGCUCCUCCACCACGGCCACCAUCUCAGCCUCCGCCCCUUUCCCGACCGUCACACUCGACCUCACCCACCCCCCCAACCCCCUACAGCCGCCCUUCCUCAGCCAGCCGGGAAAUAUUCCGGCUGCUGCCGGGAUAUUCGGGCAGGCGAUGUACAAUAAUAAUCGGUCCAAGUUCUCGGGGCACCAGGUUUCGUCCGGGCAGUUGAACGAGACGGUGAGUGCGCUGGCGGCCGACCCGNCCCAU